CAACCUCUAUGGACUCCACUUUCCUUUUUCUAUUCAAAUUGAAGAGAUUUAAAUGCUGCCUAUUUAAAAAGUAGGAGACGCAACAGAAACACAAGGUUUAUACAUUUUCUUAAGUUGAAGGAGAGUACAUUACUUUAGGACACAAAGAUAGCAAGGAGAAUUGCGUUCUUUUACCUCUUGGUCACUCUUAAAACCUGGCGAAGUGGAGUUUGCAUUUGGGAGCUCCGGAAUGCUAGAACAAUGUUACUGGACAUGCUCAAAAGUUUUGGAGCCAGCCCUCUUCAACACCCUGGCCAAUCAUGAGCCCACACAUUGUUGCCUAAGAGACCCCGGAUGCCAGCGACAGGAUUUCUAGAUGGUGAUUGGACUACUGAAAACUGGGAGGUGGGGGCUGGAAGGACGCACUGAAAAAGCUGACCUGGUGCAGCUAUGGCAACCCCAGCACUUGAGGCUUGAAGAAGGAGCCCUGCUAAGAGAGGUGUAGUCCUUCUUAUGGAAAAACACUCACUUAUUUCAUGAUGGCAUUUGCCCCUCCAAAAAGCAUAGAUGGCCCCAAAAUGCAGACAAAGAUGAGCACGUGGACACCACUAAACCAUCAGCUUCUGAAUGACCAGGUAUUUGAAGAAAGAAGAGCUCUGCUUGGAAAAUGGUUUGACAAGUGGACAGACUCUCAAAGGAGGAGAAUCCUCGCUGGCCUGCUGGAGCGCUGCUCACUGUCCCAGCAGAAGUUCUGCUGUCGGAAGCUUCAGGAAAAGAUCCCACCAGAAGCCCUGGAUUUUACUACCACACUUCCCAGGGUGUUGUCUGUGUACAUCUUUUCCUUCCUGGACCCCCGAAGCCUUUGUCGCUGUGCCCAGGUGAGCUGGCACUGGAAGAAUUUAGCAGAGCUAGACCAGCUGUGGAUGCUGAAAUGCUUACGGUUUAACUGGUGCAUCGACUUCUCCCCAAGUCCCUUUGAGCAGGGGAUAUGGAAGAAACACUAUAUUCAAAUGGUGAAAAAGCUUCAUGUCACCAAGCCCAAGACACCUCCAAAAGAUGGCUUUGUAAUCACCAAUGUUCAGUCAGUUGCAAGCAGCUCUCCAGGGAAUAAGCAGUCCCCUUUCCAGUCCUCUUCCACAAGAAAAAAGAAUAACCCAGGGGAGAGAGAGCUUCCACCCUGGCGAUCCUCUGACAAGCAUCCAACAGAUAUCAUCCGUUUUAAUUAUCUGGACAACUGUGAUCCCUUCCUGCCCAGCUCCCAAGGAAGAAGGAAACGAAAUGAAAUGACCCCAGAUUUCAGCCACCAGUCACACGAUAAGAAAAACAAACUGCAGGACCGAACUAGGCUAAGAAAAGCACAGUCCCUGAUGUCCCUAAGUCCCAGUGCGCCUCUCAGGGCCCCAGCCCACUGCGCGUGGCCUCAUCGUCUGUGGGACCUCCACCCCCUGGAGCAGCAGCUCAGAUCCUUGCACAGCACCUCCAAAGACACUCCGAGCUUCAGUCUUUCCCUGCCCAGGUUCCUGAAGCCAAGCUGAUUUGAACAUGGGCAAGGACUUCACAGGCAUGACGAGAUGCUCUCCACGGUGGAAAACGGGCUUCCCAGGGGAAUCUCCUAUUACAAACCUUUUCAGUUUAAGUACUUUGUGGUGAAUGUGAGUCCUACAAUUUUUCAGGAAAAAAGAAAAAAAAAAAUUCAUGGGACAAACCAGUGUGGUGGUGCACACCUGUAAUCGCAGAUCAUCAGGAGGCUGAGGCAGGAGGACUGCAAAUGUGAGCCCAGCCUGGGCAACUUAGAGACUUCUCUCCAAGUAAAAUGAGAGGGACUGGGAUGGAGCGCAGGGCUGGAGGGCUUGCCUAGCAAGGGGAAGCUGUGGUUGGAUCUCAUGGCAUAAACCUUGUCAAAUGACUUAGAGCACUGAGGUCGGUACUUUGGGGUUGAUGAAGGGACACUGGGGGCCCCCUGGUAAUACUGUGUACUUGAGGCAGGGUCUGGAAGGAAAUGACAGCACCCCAAGGCCCCUUGGGCAGCUUCAGGAUGAAGCUCCUUGUCCUGGGGGCUGAGUUUGUGAGGGACAGGGUACCUCAUAAAUAAAUGAGUUUAUUUCCUCUCAGUUCUGGAGGCCAAAGCCUAAGGCACAGGUGUCAGCAGGGCCUAUGUGCCUGGUUCACAGAUGGCCUUUGUCUUGUGUCUUUUCAUGUUCUCUUCAGUGUGUCCUAAUCUCUUCUGUGAAGGAUGCUGUCAUACUGGAUCGCCUCGCAGAGCCCCAAGAGCUUUCAAAGCUCUCUUCACAACAGUCCCCUCUCGCGAGCUGGGAGCUAGGACGUUAGCAUAGCAACACGCAGAGGACUAGAUCCAGACCCUAGGGAGCUU
This is a messenger RNA of Octodon degus (degu), 2350 nucleotides long. It is a transcript of the gene Fbxo16, whose product is annotated as F-box protein 16. Lineage: Eukaryota; Metazoa; Chordata; Mammalia; Rodentia; Octodontidae. The transcript is spliced from 10 exons. Bases 516 to 1514 code for a protein of 332 amino acids. Gene Ontology annotation, molecular function: protein binding. The record is from RefSeq and is a predicted model, not a curated record.